ACAAACCCUCAUACCGUAUAUCAAACGAGUCGUGAGUAUUUAGGGCACAAGAAAAUGAAAAAGAAUAAAGAAAAGAAAAGAAUCCGAAUAGGAAGGGAUUAUGAGGUUAGAUUUGUUUGUAAUCCAAGAUCCUAGUAGUUCGAAAGCAGUGUCUUGGUUGAGUCUGAGAGGCCCAUACAUAAAUGGAUCUUGCCUUGCUCUCUUUCACCAUCUCAUUCCCAUUCCCUCCCACACAAUUCUCUCUCUUCACAUUUCGCGCUGCUACUUAUUUAGAGAGAGAAACAAAGAUGUCCUCACUGGUACUACUCCUUCACAAAUCAUAAACGGCCAUGUGUCAAUCCCUACCACCACCCCCAAUUCCGCUUCCCACCACCAAUGCCCUUCUCUCGCCGCCGCUCCUCCGCCGCCAUGUCUCACCACGAAUCACCCGACGGCGCCGUCAGAUCCGAUGAAUCCACCGCUCUCAUCGCCAGAAUGCUGGAUUCGGAGCCCCACCAUAUGCCCCACCCCGAUUAUAUCCAUCUCUGCCAUAACCGCUCCAUCCACCUCACCUCUCGCCAGGACUCCAUCAAUUCCAUCCUCAAGGUACAUGCACACUUCGAAUUCAAACCGGUCACGGCUUUCCUCUCCAUCAACUACUUCGACCGUUUCCUCGCCGCUCAUUCGCUUCCGGAAACUGGAUGGUCGUUCCAGCUUCUAUCAGUGGCUUGCCUAUCUCUUGCGGCGAAAAUGGAGGAAUUGCACGUUCCGUGGCUUCUAGACCUGCAAACACUCGAGCGCACCUACAUUUUCGAGCCGAAGACGAUACAGAGAAUGGAGCUUCUGGUUUUGGCGACUCUCAAUUGGAGAUUGCGCUCCGUCACUCCAUUCGAUUACCUCCAUCACUUCAUCUCCAUGCUUCCUUCCUCCGCUGCCUCGCCGAGUUUCGAUUUCGCCGUUCACACCGUCGCCUCCAAUAUAAUCCUCAAUACCAGCCGUGUGAUAGAUUUUAUGAGGUUUCCUCCAUCGGUGAUUGCAGCAGCCGCGGCGAUCUCCGCCGGCGGCGCGGGUGCAGAUCUGCCCGAUACGCUCGAUGAGAGAAUAAACAGAGAAAUGGUGAGAAGCUGUCAUCAACUAAUGGAGGAAUACUUGUUGGACACGUGUCCGUCGUCCGACGGUCUUAAACUCGUGAGCGCCGCGCCGCCGAGUCCUCUCGGCGUCCUCGAUGCGGCGGCUUGUGCCAGCUGCGACACCCACUCCGAAAAUCCAGCCGACCCUCAAAAUAAGCGGCCGAGAUUGUCUGCACCGGAUGUACAGGAAUCGUAACCAUAGAUAGCGUUAGGUAUUCUUCCCUUUUCUCCGGAAAAAGGAAAAAAAAACCCUAUAUUCUUUUUUAUUAUUUUUGCCUUUUUCCUUAUAAGGAUUUGGAGGGUGUGAAACUUUUGAUUCAAUUGGCGUAAUUAUUUCCAUAAUUGAAUGUUAAAAGGAUGGACUCUUUAUUUAUUAGUCCAAGAA
Messenger RNA from Salvia miltiorrhiza (redroot sage), 1494 nucleotides. RefSeq names its product cyclin-D1-1-like. The record is from RefSeq and is a predicted model, not a curated record. Lineage: Eukaryota; Viridiplantae; Streptophyta; Magnoliopsida; Lamiales; Lamiaceae. Gene Ontology annotation, cellular component: cyclin-dependent protein kinase holoenzyme complex; cytoplasm; nucleus. Gene Ontology annotation, molecular function: cyclin-dependent protein serine/threonine kinase regulator activity. The transcript is spliced from 5 exons. Gene Ontology annotation, biological process: mitotic cell cycle phase transition; regulation of cyclin-dependent protein serine/threonine kinase activity. Bases 376 to 1305 code for a protein of 309 amino acids.